Cuscuta epithymum is the source of this 1231-nucleotide messenger RNA. NCBI's taxonomy places the organism in Eukaryota, Viridiplantae, Streptophyta, Magnoliopsida, Solanales, Convolvulaceae. The record is from the annotation of a GenBank genome assembly.
AAACAGCUUAAGUGGAGAGCCGCUAUGGCUGAGGAAUUUAAUGCUCUUAUCUCUAAUCAUACAUGGGAUCUUGUACCGUUUGAUGCUAGAAAGAAUGUGGUUGGGUCAAAAUGGAUUUAUAAGACUAAAUACUUAUCUGAUGGUUCUGUGGAUCGCUACAAAGCAAGGUUGGUUGCUCAGGGGUUUAAGCAGCAGGCAGGUAAUUCCAUUCCAUUAGUGAGUCAUUUUUUGUCUCUUUUGGCUAAGUGCUUUGCUAUGAAGGACUUGGGUGAUUUACAUUUUUUCUUGGGGAUUCACGCCACUCGUAUCUCCUCUGGGUUAUUUCUUUCUCAGCAUAAAUAUGUAUCUGAUCUUCUUCAUCGCUUUCAUCUUCAUACUUUAAAACCUAUUCGCUCACCGCUUCCUAGUCGCACCAAACUUUCCCUCACUGAUGGAGAGCUUCUUGCUGAUGCCACGGAGUACAGAAGUAUGGUAGGUGCAUUACAGUAUUUGACUUUGACUAGACCAGAUAUUACUUUUGCUGUACACUUGGUUUCCCAAUUUAUGCAUGCCCCCCGUACUUCACAUAUGUCGGCUGUUAAGCGUAUUUUCAGGUACUUACAGGGCACCAUCGAUCAUGGCUUACUUCUUCAGUCUGCUCACGGAUCUCAAACUCUCAUUGCUUAUUCAGAUGCUGAUUGGGCUGGGUGUCCUGAUACUGGUCGGUCCACUUCUGGUUAUGCCAUUUUUCUGGGACCAAAUCUCAUCUCCUGGCGGUCCAAGAAGCAGCCCACGGUCUCCCGCUCGUCUACAGAGGCUGAAUAUCGCGCCGUGGCCUUUACAGUUCAGGAUACUAUACACAUUCGCUCUGUCUUGUUUGAGCUUGGGUUUCCUAUUCGAAUGCCUACCACCUUGUUUUGUGACAAUGUUUCAGCCUCAUAUCUUGCUGUUAAUCCUAUUCAUCAUGCCAGAAGUAAGCACAUUAAUAUUGACUAUCAUUUUGUUCGUGAGCGGGUGGCCCAUGGAGAUCUUCGUGUCAAGUAUGUUCCUACACAGGCUCAGCUGGCAGAUAUUUUUACAAAGUGUUUGUCCCCACAACGGUUUACUCUUCUUCGUGACAAUCUGCGCAUUGUUUCCCCUGCACAGCUUGAGGGGGGUGUAAUAGAGUAGAUUAGUUAUUUAUUUAAUUAGCAUUAGUCUGGGACUCCUUUUGUAAUUAUUACUCUUAUUUCCUAUAUAUAUAUCUGCCAGG